UUUCAAUAUGGUAGUGUGUUCUACGUUUAAAGCAUUUUAAACCCAGGAUAUGCCCUACCACUAAUUAUGACUACCUGUUCCAUGUAAACAGUAGGUAUACCCCAAAGUUGGACGCCUGUCAACUUACAGCAUUCAGGUGAUUAUAUUUGGAACCGCCACAGAAAAAUUCCAUGUAUGGAACAAAAUAAUUACGUUUGUACGGAUCUGUUAAUUUUCCAGGACUGUUAUUUACUUAAGUGAAAUUUAUUUUUGGAGACAUUCAGUGAACAGGUUUAAAAAUUUGAAAGAGCUGUGAAGAUGGUCAUUGGUGGAUACUACGCUAUGGGUUGACAGACGUGGGGGCAAUAACAGACUCGGUAUGGACAUGAUGGAGGAAGAGGACUAUACACAGUUCAAUGAAGAUGAGGAAGAGUUACCUCCCCUAAACGAGGGGGAUGAAGCGAUCAGUCUGUAUGACAUUCUAGUGGAACGAGAUAAGGCGUUGACAGAGGAGGAGUUGUGGGCCCUGUGUAGAGAGUGUUGCCUUGUCCUGGAGGUGGUUAAUAACUCGCCCGAGAUGUUUCAGACUCUUUGUGUUACCCCAGAUACAGUGGCCUUUGAUGGAGCAGGAAAUGUCUGCUUCUUGGACUUAGAUAGAGAUCCCGAACCUCUAUAUAUACCUCCAGAGUACGACAAUGUGGGCAAUUGCAUUAAGUCCCACUUGUUUUCCCUUGGGAUGACCCUGCUAUAUGCUGCGGAAUAUAAUGGAGAACCAGGCGAAGAGAUCUGUCCGGAGCUCCGGGAACUGUUUGGAUGUAUGACCUCUGAGCACUUGGACACUCGCCCAGACUUGGAGUCCAUUAUAACUCACUGUGAGGAGGAACUGUGUGGUAAAUCAUCUCAGGAAAUCUGCUGCGGGAUCGGAGACUUUGCUGCUCCAUUUACACCUGCUCCAGAUGUAACGUCUUUAGCCAGUUACACUGAUGUCACAGAGGGACUUGCCGACUACCUAUCAUCUCAGUCUUCCAUUGUUCCCAGUGUAGUCUCGGAAAAGUUUAACGGACCACAACAACACUCCACUCCCUCUGGAUCCCCCUUUGGGAGACAAAUAAGAACUGAAUCCAGAAAUAGCCAAGAGAAGGAAAUAGAGAAUUUGGAAUAUACAGAGACUGAGGACAUGCCAGUUCGGGGAAUGUUGACGGGGAUGCCCCUCCCCACUGGAAACAGGGAGAGGAAAUCAAACACAAGGGGGGCCAAUAAACAAGGACUUAACUACAGUUCUAAUUUAAUUUCUAUAAAUAACUCAAAUGAUAAGUUGUCUGAAAAUAUUAACUUCACUGUAAGCGAGGUGAAUGAAGUAUUAAGUGAUUCGAGGAUCAGUGACGGUGAACCAAAGGUUACGGUAACAGCUGAAAUCAAAAGCAGUGUUCCACCGGAUAAAACCAAGCCCCCACUCCCAAGGAAACCUAGCUUAAAAGAGCAGCUGACUAAAUCAGAUAAUGAUUCAGGAAUGGUGGAUGAUGGAGAAUCCACACUUGGUGAGAAGAACAGCAGUGUGGAGAAUACUGGGCUGUUAGGCUCAUCCACUUCCAAACCUGGCCCAGUGGAAGCCUUUUCUGUGGAGGACUCGGAACCUCGGGCGGUAACUAUGAUGGAUUUAUCCAAUACAUCCUCUGUGAAACGGACUGAAUCCUCAGAGGGUAGUGGUUCUGAGACAAAAUCUAAACGUUCAAAGAAAAAACAGGGUCUUACCAUUAAUGAAGUACUGGAUUCAGUGAACAGAGAGUUGACAGAAGAGGAACUGUGGGCUCUCUGUAGAGAGGGAACCGUAGCCUUGCAGAGGAAAAAGAAGCACUUACCUGCAUACAUCUCACCUGACACAUUAGUUCUUAGAGAGAAUGGUAACUUAUCUUUCAAAGCCAUUCCUGAGGAUAAACCGUUGGAGGUCAUCUUUAUGGCACCAGAACUACAGCAAAAGGGAAAACUCUCAGACAAGACAUGUUUGUAUGGUCUUGGGGUAACUCUUCGGUGUGCCGGAGGUAAAAAGUACUCACCCAUAUCAGCAAUGUCUGUGUCAGAGGAGUUCCAAUCACUUCUGGAAGACUUUGUGAAAUCCGAUCCAGCCAAAAGACCUACACUGGAGGCUGCACGACAUAGGUGUGAUGAAAACGAAAGAAUCGAUGGCCUUUCAUCCAAUGUUAUCUGCAAAAAUCUCUUCCAAGAAUCCUUCACAAAAAUGAUGAAUUUUGCCAAUAAUGAAAACAGGGCACUAGAUGCUGCAGAAGAAUCAGUUCCCGAAAAACAGAUAGAAAAGAUUAAACCUAAACCUAAACCCCCACCCAAGCCACCUAGUCCCAUGUUAUCGGCCUUUCGUCCAAUCAAAGGACUCGUUGCAAAACCUCAGAUCGGAUCAUCAUCAUCUGUGUUUGCUCCAGUGGCAGUGAAACCCGGAAAUAAAGGUGAAGGACAGAUGCCCUCAGCCUUUACGUCCUCGGCCACUCAUUUUAAGCCUAUUGUUCUCCAUAAGCCUGGAUCAACACCGCCACCGGAGGACGAAAAGAAGCCACAGGGGACAAAAGAGCAAAGUGGCGACAAUGACAAGGAGGUUGUUAGGAAGCUAAAGGAGCUGAAGAAGAACCUGAUGAAACACAGGCAACCAGUGAAAGACGCUGAAGAUGAGAAGAAUAAUCAGAAGGAACAACAGACCUCAUCUGUAGUGAAGCCUUCUGGUGACAAGAAGGAACUGUCUGAGGAGAAUAAAGUAAAAAGUGGCAAUGUAGGCUCACUGGACAAUCUUCUCUCUGAACUUCAGAAACAAGGAAAUGCGCCUGAUACAGAUUCAUUAGCUGCAGCAAUUGCACAACAUUUAAGUAAAAACCUCCAGGGAGCACAGCAAUCAAACUCUAAAGGGAAGGAUGUUCCUCAAGGACCUCUGCUAGGCAGCCAAGUACCCAUGUCAACAUCAUCAGCUCCUCACAUGAAUCAAAUGUUUAACAUGCAAUUAAAUCAACAGAUGUCAAACUUUCCUCCUCAAUAUCAGCAGCAGUUGAUGGGUCAGACUAUGACUUUGCCUUCUGUGAGUCAGUUUGGAGGUGCAAUGAUGCCGGGUUAUCCUAUGCAAGUCCAGCUUCAGCAGGAUCCAAGAACUGGUUUGUUCCAGAUAGUUCCUGUUGGUGUGGUGACUGUUAGCUCAGCUCCAGGUAGUCAAGCCAAUUCGGAUGAAUUCAUCAAUAUGGAGGAUGCUACUCGAAUGAGUGAUCCUGGGAGAAGCCCGAAACCCAGAGCUAAACAUGUGAGUAGUGAUACAUCUAGAAAUAGCCCUAAUACCAGUACUUUGCCAAAACAUAAGCAAGGCAGACAUGGAAGAACUGCCAAGGAUUUAGUGCAGAAGACGGCAAACAUUAGGUCUAAGAACCUCCAACAACAAAACCUGCCGAGCAACUCUAGUCUUUCAGGUCAAAAGGAUUAUGAUUCGAAACGCUGGUCUUCCAACCAAGAUUCAGACAAACUUUCUAGUCAGAAUAAGGCAUUUAACGGGGAGAGUGGGCAUUCUUCUGGUCAAUAUAACUCUCUACCCAGACAGCAAAGUGUUCCUCAUAAUAUAAAUUCAGGUGAAUAUCAUUUGCUUCCCCAGUCUCAGAGGAUUCGGUCCAAUACAUCCUCCCCUUCUCCUUCCAAAGACAGUGGCGUUAGUGGAGUGAACGGCGUGUACAAGCCGCCCGACCCUGGGAGUCUGAUGGAUCGUCUGCUCAACAGCAACACCAGUCUCACACAACAACAAAAGAUGGGUCGCCUGGUUCAUCUUCUGAGGGAGGAGUUUGCAUUCGAUGGUUAUAUGGAGAACGGAGUAGAAGAUAUCAACAUGGCUGAGUAUGUGAUGUCGCUCGGAGGAUUAAAGUGGGAGACAUUUUCUAGUGCUGUUACUGAGAAAUAUUCAGACAUGUAUUGGAAAGUAGAUCUAUUAGUGUCCUUGUUUGAAGCUGUCAAUGGAGUAAAACCCGCAAUUCUCAAUCAACCACAUGUGCCAAACAGGAAUGUCCUGCAGCCAAGUGACACAGGUUCUCAGAAAGGUUCCAGAUACAGGCAUACUGAUGAUCCAGAUGGCUCAUCUUCCAGUAUGUCGGAGACCAAUCAAGAACAUUCUCACAGAAAACAGAGGGCUGACAAAGCCUUCAACAACAGGGCUGGUGAUAGGCUGGGAGGUCGACCACAGUCUGUGAAUGCAUUACAAGGAAAUUAUGAUACCUCAGAUUCUACAGAUAAUGAGAACAUUGAAAAGAGAAGGAGACAUCGUAGGAAACAUUUUGAGAAAGCUAAGAGUUCUUCCAUGCACAACCUUGCCUGUAACACUACCUUCACAAUAGCUUCCGAUAAUGACAAUGAUACAGAUGUUCACAAUAAUGCUCAUCCAGUCCGUGCUGAAGAUCAAAAUACUCGUGCUGUUAAUCGCCGGUUAUCAUUACCUCAUAGUGGAGUUUCACCACAGAAUUCUGUUCAUUCAAACUCUGGAUCUCAUGUACAACCUAACACUUCAUCUGACACUCUGUCCAAACGAAAGUCACCAAACAAUCAGGAAGCCCCACACUUAAUCCAUGUACAAAGUCAGAAAUCAGACAUUUCAAAACACUACCGCAAAAGCUGUGGUACACUGGAUGGAAGUUUGUCGUCUCGCAGCAGCAGCAUGUCAGAUGUUCGAGGUAGCACCAAACUGAUGCGACACAUGUCACAACUGUCGCUGAGUGAGGAAAAACAGGAGACUCUGUCGCCAUACAGACGGAAUCACAUACUGUUUCAUUAUGCUAUGGUGCAGCUCAACAUGUCCAAAGACUUGGAGAAAUUUCUUCAAGAUAUUGAUGAAGAGAAUGCAGAGAGACUUCAGGUACAGCUAGCAACCCUAGAUCAGCAGAUUAUGAUGGAAAGAAGGACAAAGAGAAAAACACAAGCUUUCUUCAAUAGAUUAACAGAAAGUCACAAAGGCCCCAAAGACCAGAAAACAACAGUAUCCAAAGACCUAGAGGAGAUGAGCCAAAAAAUUCAAUAUCUCCAGCUGUGCAAGAACCACAUAGAGAUGUUACAGACCGAACUAGACAGCAUCAACUCCACAUUCCUCUACUCCUUAAGUGCCAAUGUCACUGACACACCCCUCAGGCUAAAGCCUCAAAGUGAAAACAGCCUUCUACAGUUCCAAACCCUGAGGGAGCCCCAGACUAGGUGUGAAAUUCAGGUGGUACAGGCGGGUACUACAGAAGGUCUCAUGUCCUACUUGUUUGCAUCAACUGCCUUGAGCUUUGGAUAUGUCCACCAGUUUUUCUUUGGUUUCCGAUACUUUGUUGACCCAGCCUCUCUCAUGGAUUUCCUAACGUCCCGAUUUUCAGCUAUCUCCAGAAGUAAGGUUCGUGAGACAAAUUUACAGCGGACACAGAGGCGAGUGGUGGAUCUACUGCACUUCUGGGUGGAGGGAUUUUACCCGGUGGACUUUGAAGACAAUGAAGAUCUUAUCAAUUCUCUGCAAUUUUUCAUAGAGGAACAGAACAUUGCAACAUUUUCUGAUGAGGGGAAAAGAUUGCAGGAGUUACUUGCCCUUUGCAUGGAUGGGAAUGGUAGAGACCUGCUCACUAGCAUUACAGUUGGAGAAAAUGUCCAUGUGUACAAACAAAAUGGAUCAACAAAGAAGAUCUCACUGGCGGAGAAAAUCCGUGAGUGGGAUUCUUUGAAGACCAUGGGAAUGAAGAGCAGCGGUAAAGAUCCAGCCUGCAUGAAGUCCGGGUUUACGGUGUGUUUGGACAAACAAAGAAAUAGUCACCACAUGGAGGAAGUGUACUUCCCUAAGACCGCCCGCCGGACAGACGCCUUCACGUUAGCGGACUACACCUCCCAGUGCAUCGCAGAACAGCUGACCCUAGUAGAACAGGGAAUUUUCCAGAUGACCCACCCAGUUCACUUCUUGAACUCAAAAGUCCUGGGAGUCAGCGUGGCCCUUACCAUGACGGGAACACGCACACCCUCUAUUAUGAAGUUGAAUAACGUGGAGGAGGCCACUUUACCUGGAGGAAACAGUUUGUUUUUAUCAGAAAUUUCUGAAGACCCUGCCAUUCAAAGAAUGAUAGACCACUCCAGAGACAUCUCACACUGGGUGGCUGCCGAGAUUGUCAGCUGUAGCUCCUCCAAGAGCCAGAUUGCUGUUUUGACCAAAUUCCUUCAUGCAGCUCAACUGUGUAAAGAGAUGAGGAACUAUGCCACCUGUUUGUCAAUAGCUGAUGGUUUGGAGAACAUCAUCAUUAAACAGCUCCCAGCGUGGAAGAAUCUACCCAGUAAAUCCUAUGCUGUCAUGGAGGAAAUGAAAUCAGUCAGGAUGUUUUUGAAGAAUGAUGCCAUGUCCCUGAUGAAACAUGCAGACUGUCAUCUGUAUCCCAUAAUUCCCUCAGCUCUGCUGUUUCUGUUACAUGUUCAGCAGCAGGAAAUUGGAAGCUUUAAACUGGCCAAUGACAUGGUCAAAUGGACCAAGAUCAGAACCAUUACGCAAACUAUAGACCAGAUUCGCAUUUUUAAGGACCAAGUUUAUGGCUUUGAUCCAGAUUAUGAGAUGCAGGACACACUGAUGCAGAGAGUUCGGGAAUUCAGUUCACAAGACAUACAGACUAUUGCCUCACAACAUGAUACCAAUUACCAAAAAAUGCCCAGUGGUGGGGGAAUCAGUGCAGCUUUCCGCAAAAUGAAAGGAAAAUUCCAGUCCAAGUAGAGAAAAGUUGUAAAGAAACCCAGCAAGAUCCAAUCAGAUUUAAACCCUGUUUAGAAAAAUUGAGAAACUAAACAGCAAUGUGUUAUGUGAUCAGAAAAAUGUCUUGUGGGCAAAGAAUAGAAAUAACUUCCUUUUGUUGAACACCUUCAUAAUGAUAAGGAUCGCAGUGUACAUGUAUACAUGUAUGUAAAUUGUAACAAGCCUUCAGGAAAUUAUUUAGAUGUCUGACACCUGGAUGAAAUACUUAUUUUUAUACUGAAAUAAGAAGCACUCAGCUUUGAGAUAUAAGUCAAAUGUGUUUUUCAACAAGUGAUAUCAAAUGAAAUAAAAAUCAAUGACCAGGUUUACUGACCGAAUAUCCAGGUACGCGAUUGAAACACCAGCCUUACUCAUCAGUUGUUUCAUUGCGACAGUCACCAUCACCUGAUUUCACUUUUAUCUGGAAGUGAUGAAAUUGUACAGAAUUUCAAUCGAUAGACAAUGCAUGAUUAUUUGUGUUAACUAUGGCUAUUUCUGCACUGAAAAUGACACCAUCAGCUGGUAUGAAACACCCACUUCACUUUGUUACUUUGUGGUUUUCUUGUGGAUUAAGAUUACAGUACAUGCUGGCUUGUGUAGUAUUAAGCUAUGUGCUCGGUCUAUGAUGAACGUCGGUUUUGCGGCAUGGAAACAUUUAAUCCAGUUGAUGAACUUCUCUCUGAACUAGAUUCCACUUUAAAUGUAGGUCCGUUGGUCCACUAGUGAAAGUAAGCAGUGUCAUGCAGCUGACAUGAGAAAGAUUUUUUUUCAUUAAAAAUAUUUUUAGGUGUUGGUGGCAUGGCUUCUUUAAUGACAGUCGAAUAAUAGUUUAUUAGAUUUCAAUUUGGUUCAGGGAAUUUCAGUCCGUAUACAUAUUUCAUUUGAACACACAAUAAUUCUUCAACUGCCAGAACAAACAGCAUCUGAUUUAACUGCCAUUAUCUCCUUAGUGCAAUAUCUGUAUAAACAAGUACUUUGGUCAGAAUAUCUGUAAUUGUAAUAUUAAUCAGAGGCUCUAAUUUUGAGUUUCUAUAGAUUUGAAGAAUUUUUAAAGAAAAAAUACUAAAUUUGAUCUUUUUUUCUGAGUAUCAACUUUAGUAUUUGAUAAUUGGAAGUUUCAAUGAGAACCUGGUUAAUGGCUUGCAGGACUAAAUUUAACUCACAAUAUUUACAUUCACCCAUGUUGUGUCAGUACUUAACAAUUUGCAUAUAUAUAACAGUAUAAGCACAUAAUUAACAAGUUGCCUUUCAACUCAAGGUAAAAGCCUAUGCUUGAUAUGAACAUAAGGAAUGACAAUGUUUAUUUGUGUUAUGGAGGAGAUAAUUAGGGUAAUUUGUGUGUAAUCAGCUAAGCUUAUGUUACAAAAUCCCCAUGGUUCCAUUGCAUAUACCCCUCUAUAGGACAAACAAUCAAGACAUUUAUGCCUUAACUCCCAUUUUGAAUUUUAUGAUAUUGCUUAGAGUUAUGAAAUGAUAUUAGAGGUUGUUUUAUAUGUGACUAGUGGUGGUUCAAUGUUGUGUAAAUAUUUAUGUGAUACUAACUAGGGUAUAGAUCUGAUUUUGUUGUAUUGCUAAUAUUUCUUGCCCUAUUUUUUUGAUACUAAAACAUAUUAUUUAAGUACAUGUAUGAACUUUGUGCCAAAGUAAUUAAGUGUAUACUUCUGCAAUAUAACUGCUUUUCUGUUUCAUCUUUCAUGUUCAUGCAUUUAAUGCAAUAAAUUCAUAAUGCCUGCCCUCGGAUGAAAAAUCAAAAUGAUGAUAUCUGCAUUUUUCUCUCUCCUUUUUAAAGCCUUUCCUGUCAAAGUUUGGCAUCCUGUAGGAAGAAAUUUUAAAGUGGUUGUAAUGGGGGUCCCACACGGGGGUCAUAGAUCGAUUGCUAGCAGGGGCAGGUCCUUUUCAUCCGGUGGCCUGGAUUUCUUUUGUCAUUCAACUUUUCUGAGUAUUAUCAGCCUGUUUACUACUGUGGUUUCAUUAAUUUUCUUGAAAAUCAAUUUUACUAAUGAUUUUAAAAACAGCACAGUUUUGUUGAUCAGAAAAGGAAAUAAUGAUUAAAAAAGUUUUGUUGAUCAGAAAAAGAAAUCAUGAUUAAAAACAGUUGUGUUGAUCAGAAUUUUCAUUGAAAGCUACGUACUAUAUGUAGGACCUCUUUGAUGAUCGCUUAAUUUUGUGGCCUGGCACAAACAACAGAUAGUAUUCAACUAAAACUUUAUAGGGAAUCGAUGUAAUUCCUGCCUGAAAACACCCAGCUUUUGCAUCCAACUCUUUGAUUUACAGAAAUGGAUUUUCACAUAUUUUCAAUUGAACAGGCAUAUUUCAGAAUUUUAUUUGAUAUUCUACCCAUUUUGAUUUUUUUUAUAUCAUUAAAUUUUCAGAAUGCACAAGUUACUUAUAUAAAGAAAUAUAAUGUGUUUAUAAAUAUAUAGAUAAAACAGUCCUCACCAAUAUGAUUUCACUAAUAGUGAUGCAUGUAUGUUUAUAAAUAUAGGUAAAAGUAAUGUGAAUGAUGUAAUCUCUAAAUAUAUGUAUUAUGAUGUUUACUUGGUGUUUGUGUAUUGUCCUACCGUCCAUUUUAUGUAAACCUGUAUACAUGUUCUGGACAUUAAUUAAAGAUUCGAAUUAUCUUAUAUAGCACUACUGUGAUAACCAACCCAGAUACAGAGUACAUAUUAUUUACACAUAUCACUAUGUUAUAGUAUUAAUAUUGUUUACGUUGUAUAUAUUUCAUAUUUAUAUAUUUAUGUAUUUAUAUUCAAUAUUUUUUCUUUCUAAUGUGAUAGUGCAUUUAUGUAUAAAGUGAUGAAUUUUAAGAUUGCCCUGAUGUGUCCUAACAUCUCAAUGAGUAUCUUGAUGAAGAUUUGUAUCUCGACUUUUUUGAGUUUGUAAGGAAUUUGUAAAAAAAAAAAUUGUAUAAUUUCAUAAAUCUUAAAGGGGCAUUACAUGUCAAGUGGGGAGUAAAGCUGAUUAAAUUUGAUAAAGUUUAAUCAUUCUCAAUCAUGGUUAAAAUGUUGGAAAUAUGCAAUAAAAAUAAAUUUUUGGAGUCAAUAAAAUACCUUUGAUAAAAUUCAUACUAAAUGUACAUUGUUUAGGCCACUGAAUGUGUGUGUGUGUGCAUCAUGACAAGAUUAUAGGAUGUAUUUUUUAGAGGUUGAUGGUGAUUUUAUGUAAUGUAAAGCCUCUUUAUUAAUUUGGUUAAUAAUAGGAAAAUAUGUUUUGACAGCUAAUGCCUCUUUAAGUAUUUUUCUCCAGAAGUUUUACAUGUGAAUAAUACACUUGCUGAGACAUGAUAUAUCAUUCCAAAAUAAAAUGCAGAUGAGAUAUUGAA
Messenger RNA from Ostrea edulis (European flat oyster), 10058 nucleotides. Its product is annotated as kinase non-catalytic C-lobe domain-containing protein 1-like. Gene Ontology annotation, biological process: small GTPase-mediated signal transduction. NCBI's taxonomy places the organism in Eukaryota, Metazoa, Mollusca, Bivalvia, Ostreida, Ostreidae. The record is from RefSeq and is a predicted model, not a curated record. Gene Ontology annotation, molecular function: guanyl-nucleotide exchange factor activity. The transcript has 23 exons. Bases 359 to 6718 code for a protein of 2119 amino acids.